UUCUUGAGACAACCCUUGUAGACCCACAAGCAGAUUGAUAUUGAAGUUCUGAGUGGCCAUUGCUAGCUCUCGAAAGGUGAAGACCUCUGUAUGGACUCUUACAUUUCCAUGCUUUACUGCAGCAUCUUCUGUUACCCUUGGCUUCCUUCUACGUGGACAACAUUAUGGUUCAACAAGUUAGAUUUCAGUAAUCAUGGGUGAAGCUGGACUGGUUGCACUUGUUGUGUUGCGGGAUGCUGCUCUUGUAGGCGGUGCAGGUUACAAACGGGCGACCAAUUUUGAUUGGGAGCGGCGGAAAAAUUGGCGCGACUUCUUCGAUCUCAAUGGAGCUCAUGUCCAAAGGGUUGAGCCUCUCUUGAUCAGCAAGGUGAAUACAGUUUUCCAGCUCAUCUUAGUUGCAGCAGCUCUACUUCAACCGGAUUUCGGAAAUGAUCAGACCCAGAUUUACAUAAACUAUCUAAGUUGGUUAGUGGCAUCAACAAGAGUGGCUUCUACAGAAGCAUACGGUGGACAGUACUGGAAAAAUGGAGCUUCAUUGAUGAAGUCUAGCUAGCUCUUUGAAGUCUGAAGAACAC
Andrographis paniculata is the source of this 575-nucleotide messenger RNA. Its product is annotated as cardiolipin synthase (CMP-forming), mitochondrial-like. The transcript is spliced from 5 exons. NCBI's taxonomy places the organism in Eukaryota, Viridiplantae, Streptophyta, Magnoliopsida, Lamiales, Acanthaceae. The record is from RefSeq and is a predicted model, not a curated record. Bases 194 to 553 code for a protein of 119 amino acids.